Oldenlandia corymbosa var. corymbosa is the source of this 2445-nucleotide messenger RNA. Lineage: Eukaryota; Viridiplantae; Streptophyta; Magnoliopsida; Gentianales; Rubiaceae. The record is from the annotation of a GenBank genome assembly.
AUGCCCACCAUUUCUAGACUACCUCAAGUUCUCUGCUGCCUCAGCUUAUCAUCCUCCUCGCCGCUUCAGCAGCAACAAAAACCUACCUUUAAAUUUUCAUUAUUAACUCCAUCAUCUUCAUCCUCUUUGUAUCACUUUAAAUUCAGGCCAAAAAGGUCCCAUUUCCUCAAACCAUGUUCCUCCUUAAAGGAAACCAAGAAACAACAGACCCUUUCAAAGGUUCCCAGCACAGCUCCACCUCCUCAGGGUUUGAAGAGGCUAUUGAAUUUGAGUCCCAAAGAUGAUGAUGACGAUGGCGGGGACAGUACUGCUGUUACAGGUACAAUCUUGGCAGGUCUUUUGUUGCUUGGUGUGGUCGGAGGAUUUGGAGCUGUUGGGUAUUUUUACAGAGAUCAGAUUAAUAGCUUCUUGACCCAGUUCUCUGGGUUCAUUGAAGGUUAUGGCCCAGCUGGAUAUGCUCUAUUUGUGUUGGUUUAUGCCGGCUUGGAGGUCCUUGCUAUACCCGCGAUUCCAUUGACGAUGUCAGCUGGACUUUUGUUCGGCUCUCUCAUUGGGACAAUCAUAGUUUCUAUUAGUGGCACGGUGGCAGCCAGUGUUUCCUUCCUAAUUGCUAGAUAUUUUGCACGGGAACGUAUUCUUAAGCUCGUAGAAGGGAACAAGAAAUUUCUUGCGAUUGACAAGGCAAUUGGGGAAAACGGCUUCAAAGUUGUUACUCUUCUUCGUCUGAGUCCAUUGCUACCAUUUUCUCUUGGAAAUUAUUUGUAUGGACUAACAUCUGUCAAAUUUGUGCCAUACGUGUUAGGAAGUUGGUUGGGGAUGCUUCCAGGCUCAUGGGCUUAUGUUAGUGCUGGUGCAUUUGGUCGAGCGAUUCUCCAAGAAGAAUCUGAUGUUGGUUUACCAGGAGGAAAUGGGCAACUGAUAACGCUAGGAUUAGGGCUUUUGUUCACUGCAUUAGCGGCCACUUACGUGACUAGGUUAGCAAAGUGUUCGAUUACGUAUAUCUGGAGUUUCCGCUUUCAACUUCUUAAGCAUGUAUUCUUUCCUCUUCACUCAACUUUGAGCCGGUUAUCAAAAAUCUCAGGAACAAAACUUAUGAAAUCCAUUGUCUGGAAGUUGACAAAACCAAACCCUUUCGCAGCAGGAUCACUGCUUCAAACCCUUUUCAGGAGGAGUGAUCCAGACCUGAAUCCCAGUUUGAAUUCUGUCAGAUCCUUAUCAUCAUACUCAUACAAUUAUUCUGACCCUGGGUCGGGGGUAUCUAGAGAGAGUGUGGACUGUGUUGUGAUAGGUGCUGGAGUGAUAGGGAUAGCGGUAGCUCGAGAGCUUUCUUUGAAACAUGGAAGAGAAGUUUUGGUGAUAGAAUCCGGCCCCACUUUUGGUACCGGUACUAGUUCCCGAAACAGCGAAGUGAUCCAUGCCGGCAUCUACUAUCCUUCUAAAUCUCUGAAGGCCCUUUUUUGCGUUAGAGGAAGAAAACUGCUUUACAGCUAUUGCAGAGAAAAUGGAAUACCUCAUAAACAGAUUGGCAAGCUUAUAGUUGCUACUGCGUUCUCAGAUGUCCCAAAGUUGGAUGCUUUGUUCGCUCGAGGAAAUGAAAAUGGUGUCGAUGGUUUAAGAUUACUGGAAAGAGCUGAGGCUGUGAAACUCGAACCUGAACUGCAUUGUGUAAAAGCUUUACUGUCGUCUACUUCUGGGAUUGUUGAUACCCAUUCCCUCAUGCUGUCACUAGUUGGGGAAGCUGAAUGUCAAGGAACAAUUUUCUCUUACAAUACUUCUGUUAUUGGUGGCUGUCAUGAAGGAAAUAGCCUGCAACUUCAUGUUUCCCAAAGCAGUGCUCUGAAAAGCUGGGACAGGAGUAGUCCAUUGCAUCCUGAACUUAUUCUUAUCCCUAAACUUGUUGUGAAUGCCGCUGGCUUGAGUGCACCGGCUGUUGCAAGACGAUUCUAUGGCUUAAACAAUAACGCUAUUCCUACUUCUUAUUAUGCACGUGGUUGCUACUUUGCCUUAUCAAAUAGUCUCCCUCCUUUCCACCAUUUAAUUUAUCCUAUACCAGAGGAUGGUGGCCUAGGAGUGCAUGUUACUAUAGAUUUGAAUGGCCAAGUGAAAUUUGGUCCUGAUGUGGAAUGGAUCGAUGAGAACGUAGAUGACAUUUCGAGCUUCCUGAACAUGUUCGACUAUUCUGUCCGUAGAGAUCGUGCGAAGAAGUUCUACCCUGAGAUAAGAAAGUAUUACCCAGAUCUAAAGGAUGGAUCUCUGGAGCCGGGAUACGCUGGUAUCAGACCAAAACUUUCUGGCCCAAGGCAGGUUCCUUCUGAUUUCGUGAUACAGGGGGAGGAAGACCAUGGUAUCCCUGGACUUGUAAACUUGUUCGGUAUUGAGUCUCCCGGGCUGACUUCUAGCUUGGCUAUUUCUGAGUACGUUGCUCACAAAUUGAUGACACGCUAA